AUGCCGUCUGCACUCAGAGUGACCACAACAUGCCGUGACCACAACAUGCCGUCUGCACUCAGAGUGACCACAACAUGCCGUGACCACAACAUGCCGUCUGCACUCAGAGUGACCACAACAUGCCGUGACCACAACAUGCCGUCUGCACUCAGAAGUGACCGCAACAUGCCGUCCUGCACUCAGAGUGACCACAAAAACAUGCCGUCUGCACUCAGAGUGACCGCCAACAUGCCGUGCUGCACUCAGAGUGACCACAACAUGCCGUCUGCACUCAGAGUGACCGCAACAUGCCGUCUGCACUCAGAGUGA
Knipowitschia caucasica is the source of this 309-nucleotide messenger RNA. The record is from the annotation of a GenBank genome assembly. Lineage: Eukaryota; Metazoa; Chordata; Actinopteri; Gobiiformes; Gobiidae.